Lipotes vexillifer (Yangtze River dolphin) is the source of this 1521-nucleotide messenger RNA. RefSeq names its product G protein-coupled receptor 87 (gene GPR87). The coding region runs from base 363 to 1439 and encodes 358 amino acids. Gene Ontology annotation, biological process: G protein-coupled receptor signaling pathway. Gene Ontology annotation, molecular function: G protein-coupled purinergic nucleotide receptor activity. The record is from RefSeq and is a predicted model, not a curated record. Lineage: Eukaryota; Metazoa; Chordata; Mammalia; Artiodactyla; Lipotidae. Gene Ontology annotation, cellular component: membrane. The transcript has 3 exons.
AUUAGCAAGAGAGCAAGUUGCUCCAGUUGUUUCCGAGCAGGAGAGUUUGAAAGGGUGCCCCAAACAACAAUCUCAAGGUGGGUAGGGGAGCACCUACCUUCUCUGGCAGGGGAAAAAAAGCUUAUUUUUUACGCUUUGACAAAAAAAAACAACUUCCCUGCCAACCUUAGGUUCGAGGUUCAUUCUUAAUUAGAGUUGAGAAGCCUGUUUCGACUUGAAGACACCCGUAUCAGGUGAAUGGAGAGCCAGCUACCGCAAUGAAAGAAAUCAAACCAGGAAUAACCUAUGCUGAGCCCUUGCCUCAAUCGUCCCCGAGUGUUUCCUGACACGUAUUUUUGCUUACAGUCCCUCAGAACUAAAGAAUGGGGCUCAACGUGACACUUGCAAAAUUACCAGAUAAUGAGCUGCACGGUCCAGGGAAUCACACCCCAAGUAACGCAAGCGAUGGACCCGGAAAGAACACUACCAUUAACAACGAAUUUGACACUGUCGUCUUGCCUGGGCUUUACCUCGUUAUAUUUGUGGCAAGCAUCUUGCUGAACGGUCUAGCAGUGUGGAUCUUCUUCCACAUUAGGAAUAAAACCAGCUUCAUAUUCUAUCUCAAGAACAUAGUAGUUGCUGACCUCAUAAUGACGAUGACCUUUCCGUUCCGAAUAGUCCACGAUGCAGGGUUUGGACCUUGGUACUUCAAGUUUAUCCUCUGCAGAUACACCUCGGUUUUAUUUUACGCCAACAUGUAUACUUCCAUCGUGUUUCUUGGGCUGAUAAGCAUUGAUCGCUACCUGAAGGUGGUAAAGCCAUUUGGCGACUCUCGCAUGUACAGCAUAACCUUUACAAAGAUUUUAUCUAUUGGUGUCUGGGUGCUCAUGGCUAUUCUGUUCUUGCCAAACAUCAUUCUAACAAAUGGUCAGCCAACUAGGGAAAAUAUUCAUGAGUGCAUGAAACUUAAGAGUCCUUUGGGAGUGAAAUGGCAUAAGGCCAUCAUUUAUGUCAAUAGCUGCUUGUUUGUGGUUGUGCUUGCGAUGCUGAUAGGAUGUUACAUAGCCAUAUCCAGGUACAUCCACAAGUCCAGCAGGCAAUUCAUAAGCCAGUCAAGCCGAAAGCGAAAACAUAACCAGAGCAUUAGAGUGGUCGUGGCUGUGUUUUUCACCUGUUUUCUACCCUAUCACUUGUGCAGGAUUCCUUUUACUUUUAGUCACUUGGACAGACUUUUAGAUGAAUCGGCACACGAAAUCCUAUAUUACUGCAAAGAAAUGACACUUUUCUUGUCUGCGUGCAACGUGUGCCUGGAUCCAAUAAUUUACUUUUUUAUGUGUCGCUCAUUCUCAAGAAGGCUGUUCAAGAAAUCAAAUAUCAGAACAAGGAGUGAGAGCAUCCGAUCACUGCAAAGUGUCAGAAGAUCAGAGGUCCGCAUAUACUAUGAUUAUACUGACGUGUAGGAGUUACAGGCCACAAGGCCUUCUCUUGUUUGUCGAAGUCAAUAUGUACAAAGUGUAAAUAAAUUUGUCUUUUGAUUACCCU